Halichondria panicea is the source of this 11850-nucleotide messenger RNA. RefSeq names its product mucin-3A-like. The transcript is spliced from 50 exons. Gene Ontology annotation, molecular function: cell adhesion molecule binding; G protein-coupled receptor activity. Gene Ontology annotation, biological process: G protein-coupled receptor signaling pathway; cell surface receptor signaling pathway; cell-cell adhesion. The record is from RefSeq and is a predicted model, not a curated record. The coding region runs from base 72 to 11714 and encodes 3880 amino acids. Gene Ontology annotation, cellular component: plasma membrane; cell-cell junction. NCBI's taxonomy places the organism in Eukaryota, Metazoa, Porifera, Demospongiae, Suberitida, Halichondriidae.
UUGGUGCCGAACUGGAAUCAGUAAAGGAUUAUUAAAGACUGCAACUGACUCAAGGGAAGAGUAGUGUGGAGAUGUAUACAAUGAGUCUUGGUGCAGUACUGUUGAUGCUGAUCGCUACUGGAGCAAUGGUCUCUGGACAAACUACUAGCAUCACGGCAAUGAUCACCUCCAAUGGCACUGCAACUCCUGGUCAGAGCUACUCCCUCACUUGUAAUGUGACUGGAGGGGAGUCUCUGAAUCCAACCAUUAUGUAUGAGUGGACUAGGGGAGGAACAUCAGUUGGUGGAAAUGAUCCCCUGUUGAAUUUUUUCCCUUUGACGCUAUCAAGCUCGGGUCAGUAUGUGUGUACGGUGACGGUGACAGUGACCUCUGCCCUUCUCACAACUACUUUGACUGAUGCUAGUGAUACCUUUGACCUGACCAUCAAGGUCCCCCCUCCUAGUGUCAGCCUCUCCUCGCCACUCACUGGAGUGUUUUCGGGUCAGUCUGUAGUGCUUACCUGCACCAUUGUCCUGGACUCUAGUGUGGAUACAUCUGUCACUGUGGCUGUGCAAUGGUUCAAUCCAGCCUCUACUAUCAUAGACAACACAAUGACAACUAUGCAAACGCAAACCAGUCUCACCUACCAAAGCACCACCAAUCUCAGUGACUUCAUAGCUGGAGCUGUUGGCGUGUACAGCUGUGCUGCUAUGGUUACUUCAACGAGAGGUUUCACCUCACCCAGUGACAGUGUUUCUGCUAGCACUAAUGUCUCUCUGACUCCCACCACCUCGGCCCCUCUCAUUACUAUCAUCAUUCCUGGAACAAAUUCUCUGACAUUCUCAUGGACUCAGCCUGAUGGUAUAGUCGACAGGUACCAAAUCUCCUUCACCUAUGUUGGGAACUGUGAUGCUAUACAGAGCAUGUCAAUACCUCUCAAUCUGGAACAAUCAGAAAAUGUUUUGCCUUUAUUCCGUUUGGAGGAAUACAGUAACUAUUCUCUGAGUGUGUCGGCUGUGAACGGUGCUGGUAGCAGUGAAACCACAACUUCAGUAGCCACCACUCUGUCUACACCUCCCAGUGGGAGUGUGCAGAACCUGACGGCUACACUCACCCCCAACACAGUCACCAUCCAAUGGGAUCAAGUCAUCUGCAGUGAUAGGAAUAGCGAGAUUACUGGGUACAGAGUGACCUUUGGACCCACCUCCAUAACCAUCUCUGGAACUGACAUGAGGGAGUAUACUGCCUCUGGUCUCAUUCCAAGAACUCUGUAUGCAUACGAUGUGGUUCCACUUAGCGAUAGUGGAAUGGGGCCAGAAAGUGAUGGAACAGUGGUGACUGGCUUACCUCAAGAGUUAAUGCUGCAGCUUAAUGGAGUGUUCUAUACUAACAACAGCCUGGUCAAUUUGGACAGUGUGGGUGGUGAGGAUGCUGUUGCUCUGCUCUGUGUCACUAAUGCCAUGAGUUGCUGCUCCCCUGAUGAGGGCAGUGGCUCCAACCUUGGACAGUGGUUCUUCCCUGAUGGCAACACACCUGACUUCCCUGCCACUCAUCUCAGUCGAUACCACAUGUCAUUUGGACCCAGUGUAGUACGUCUUCAUCGCUCCUCUGCAGCUGCUACAAUUUCAGGAGUGUAUCGAUGUGACCUCCCUGACUCCAGCUCAGAGACACAAACUCUGUUUAUUGGGCUCUAUCCUGUUGGACAAGGUACUCCUGCAAUCAAUGAUGAGAUAAUUUUUAGCAGAGACAGCCUCACUCUGACCUGUGUGUCUAAUGGUGGGCCAGCUAGUGAGGUGGUAUGGACCAGGAAUGGAACUACUGUCUCUAAUGGAUACAUACUCACACAAACUGUCACCGACCCAGCCACUGCUACCUAUGAGAAUGUCCUCAGUGCUGCUACCUUUGCUGAUCUGGUGGGUAACUUCACCUGUACAGUCAACAACAACAGAGGCACCUCAAACACUGCUGAGAUUAUAUUAAAUGAUGUAGUUCAGAUCCUUGGCGACAACCCUCCAUUCACUGUGGGUAGUACAGCCACUCUCUCUUGUGUCAGUGAUUCAGACGCUACCAUGAUCGAAUGGUUGGAUGGCAACUCAAUAAGUGUAAGCAUGACAACCGUAGGGAGAGAACUGGACCUUGUACUCAACCCUGUCAGAGAUGAUCUCCACCAGACAACCUUCACAUGUCGAGUGACUAGAGCCAAUGGUGUUGGAGAGCAGAGCAUCACACUGUCUGUGAUUGUUCCUGAUGGAGCCAUUUCUAUUGGCACCUCUGUCAGUGGAACUGCUACAGCUGGAGAGGUGUACUCAUUGAUCUGUAGUAUCAGUGAGGUCAUAUCUGGACUGACUGGAGUGCCCCAGGCUGUCUGGGAGGAUUCAGAAGGGAACGCGAUGACAGGAAAUAAUGUCAUAGUGACAUCAUUAGACGGAACGUCCAAUCUGACGUUUAACCCUUUGAGACUCUCUGAUGGUGACACGUACACAUGUACAGGUAGUCUUCAGUCUCCUCCCCUCUCCAACCCACUCACUGUUGUAGAGAGCCGCCCUGUGAUAGUGACAAUUCCCACUCCUGGAGUCUCUCUGACCCCACCUCCUUCCCCCAUCACUGCUGGUACCCCCCUUACCCUCACCUGUGCCAUCACCGUGAACAGUGCUGUGGAUAGGGAUGUAGAGGUCGAUGUUGUGUGGGAGAUCUCCACAGAUACUAUUCCCAUCACCACCACCUCCACUGCCAGUGGUUCUGUUGUGGACACUCUCACCAUCCCUAUACUGAGCACUCGAUACACUGGAGUUGCCUGUAGGGCCACCGUGAGAGUUGUCGAUUCCUUCAUCAUGUUCAGUUCUCAAGGAUCAGAUAGUGUCGAGUUCACAGUAGAGGUCCCCUCACCCCCCGUGGUGAUCAUCACUGUGUCUGGUGACUCUGUGGCAGGGUCCUCCCUCUCUCUCCUCUGUACUGCCACGCCUCCCCCUAUCCCACUAGUAUCUCCACCCACUGUCUCCUGGAUACAACAAGACCUUGCUGAUACCGUUAUUCCAGUCACCUCUGACACUUCAGUUAGCGUUAAUCUGACCUUUAACCCCUUGAGGACCAGUCAUGGCCGUGUGUAUGUGUGUAUAGCAGGUUACAACAUUCCUGACGCUGACCUCUCUGACCUCACCAACACUGCAUCCACCAUCAUUGUCAGAGUGCAAAUCCCGAGACCUGCUGCCAGGAUCACCUUUGACCCUAUGAUGGAUCGCUAUACUGUUGGCCUGUUCCUGAGCCUGAGUUGUGAGGUCACUCUAUCAGCAAAUGUCGAUACUAUGGUAAACCUUGAACCCGUCUGGCGGAGAGAGGGGAUCAUACUGUCCAUUGGAAAUCAACUCACUGUGGGACUGUUUACUAAUAUGACUAAUAAUGCCCAGAACUUCACUAGCUUAUUGGAGUUCCAGCCAUUGACAAGAGACUUUAUUGGCAAUGACACCUUGUAUGAGUGUGUGGCUAGCGUACAGCCUGAGAAUGAUACCUUCAUCAGUGGAACCACCACCAACACAUCCACCACCAUCACAGUGGAAGAGGCUGACUUCGCUGCUUUGAUCAUCAGUCCUGACUCUACUGUGCUCGCUGGCUCUGAGUACACUCUAGUGUGUCAAGGAACUAGGGGAGUUGACCAGGUUGAUGGUACCACACUGGAGGUAGAGUGGUUCAAUCCUGACGGUGUACCUAUAACUGGAGAGACUAGUGGUGUCAUGAUAACAGGAGUCACUAACAUCACUACUAAUGCUACCUUCAUCAGUUAUCUGAGCUUCCCCACUCUCCACACAUCUCAAGCUGGGCCCUACACAUGUAGAGUCAACCACACUAUACCGGACACCUCCAUCACUGAUCAAAGCAUCCUGAGCUCAUCAGUAGUCACUGUGCAGAUCCCUCCUCCAAUUGUGAGUGUAUCCUCGCCCACCCCUGUCUAUCAUGGUACUAGCCACACCCUCUCCUGUAAUGCUAGCUAUGACACUAAUGUGGUGACGACUGAUGUGACUCUGGACUACUCCUGGACUGGACCCAACAACAACCUCAUAGCCUCCAGUGAUAGUGCUGCUCUCACACUCUCACCAGUGGACCUACCAGCACGGAGCAGCGGAGGCUACACUUGCACUGUAACUGUACGCCCUACAAACAUCUCUGCAUUCAUCAACAAUGGCUCAGACUCCGAUACUUACAACCUCACUGUACUAGACCUCCCAGUCCAUGUUGUGGAGGUGACCUCCAGUAGUCCCCUGCCUGUCACUGCUGGCUCCUCCUUCAACCUCACCUGCUCAGUCUCAGUGGUGGACCUUCUCUCUGUGGAGCCACUCAUACAGUGGUCCUUGUCUGACCAGUCACUAUUAUCGGGAGGUACUGGCACAACCAACACACUCACCUUUGACCCCCUAUUCACAACCAACGCCACUCAGUACACAUGUACUGCCACUAUCAACAUACCUGAAGUGGACAUCAUUGAUCGUACUGGAAGCAACUCUAUUAACGUCACAGUCAACAUCCCUCCUCCAAUUGUGAGUGUGUCCUCUCCCACCCCUGUCUACCAUGGCACUAGCCACACCCUCUCCUGUAAUGCUAGCUAUGACACUAAUGUGGUGACGACUGAUGUGACUCUGGACUACUCCUGGACUGGACCCAGCGACAACCUCACAGCCUCCAGUGAUAGUGCUGCUCUCACACUCUCACCAGUGGACCUACCAGCACGGAGCAGCGGAGGCUACACUUGCACUGUAACUGUACGCCCUACAAACAUCUCUGAAUUUAUCAACCCUGCCUCAGACUCUGAUACUUACAACCUCACUGUACUAGACCUCCCAGUCCCUGUUGUUGAGGUGACCUCCAGUAGUCCUUUGCCCGUCACUGCUGGCUCUUCCCUCAACCUCACCUGCUUAGUCUCAGUGGUGGACCUUCUCUCUGUGGAGCCACUCAUACAGUGGACCACCUUGUCUGACCAGUCACUAUCUGGAGGAACUGGCACAACCAACACACUCACCUUUGACCCCCUCUUCACAACCAAUGCCACUCAGUACACAUGUACUGCCACUAUCAACAUACCUGAAGUGGACAUCAUUGAUCGUACUGGAAGCAACUCUAUUAAUCUUACAGUCAACAUCCCCCCUCCAAUUGUGAGAGUAUCCUCUCCCACCCCCGUCUACCAUGGCACUAGCCACACCCUCUCCUGUAACGCUAGCUAUGACACUAAUGUGGUGACGACUGCUGUGACUGUGGACUACUCCUGGACUGGACCCAAUAACAGCCUCACAGCCUCCAGUGACAGUGCUGCUCUCACACUCUCACCAGUGGACCUACCAGCACGGAGCAGCGGAGGCUACACUUGCACUGUAACUGUACGCCCUACAAACAUCUCUGAAUUUAUCAACCCUGCCUCCGACUCUGAUACUUACAAUCUCACUGUAUUAGACCUCCCAGUCCCUGUUGUGGAGGUGACCUCUAGUAGUCCCCUGCCUGUCACUGCUGGCUCCUCCCUCAAUCUCACCUGCUCAGUCUCAGUGGUGGACCUUCUCUCUGUGGAGCCACUCAUACAGUGGACCACCUUGUCUGACCAGUCACUAUCUGAGAGUACUGGCACAACCAACACACUCACCUUUGACCCCCUCCUCACAACCAACGCCACUCAGUACACAUGUACUGCCACUAUCAACAUACCUGAAGUGGACAUCAUUGAUCGUAAUGGAAGCAACUUUAUUGACCUCACAGUUAACAUCCCUCCUCCAAUUGUGAGUGUGUCCUCACCCACCCCCAUCUACCAUGGUACUAGCCACACCCUCUCCUGUAAUGCUAACUACGACAUUAGUGUGGUGACGACUGCUGUGACUGUGGACUACUCCUGGACUGGACCCAGCGACAACCUCAAAGCCUCCAGUGAUAGUGCUGCUCUCAUACUCUCACCAGUGGACCUACCAGCACAGAGCAGCGGAGGCUACACUUGCACUGUAACUGUACGCCCUACAAACAUAUCUGCAUUUAUCAACCCUGCCUCAGACUCUGAUACUUACCACCUCACUGUACUAGCCCUCCCAGUCCCUAUUGUGGAGGUGACCUCCAGUAGUCCCCUGCCUGUCACUGCUGGCUCCUCCCUCAACCUCACCUGCUCAGUCUCAGUGGUGGACCUUCUCUCUGUGGAGCCACUCAUACAGUGGACCACCUUGUCUGACCAGUCACUAUCUGGAGGAACUGGCACCACCAACACACUCACCUUUGACCCCCUCCUCACAACCAACGCCACUCAGUACACAUGUACUGCCACUAUCAACAUACCUGAAGUGGACAUCAUUGAUCGUAAUGGAAGCAACUUUAUUGACCUCACAGUCAACAUCCCUCCUCCAAUUGUGAGUGUGUCCACGCCCACCCCUGUCUACCAUGGCACAAACCAUACCCUCUCCUGUAACGCUAGCUAUGACACUAGUGUGGUGACGACUGCUGUGACUCUGGACUACUCCUGGACUGGACCCAACAACAGCCUCAUAGCCUCCAGUGAUAGUGCUGCUCUCACACUCUCACCAGUGGACCUACCAGAGAGCAGCGGAGGCUACACUUGCACUGUAACUGUACACCCUACAAACAUCUCUGUAUUUAUCAACCCUGCAUCAGGCUCUGAUACUUACAACAUCACUGUACUAGUGGCUGAGUUUGCUGCCUCGAUCAGUCCUGACUCUACUAUGCUCGCUGGCUCUGAGUACACUCUAGUGUGUCAAGGAACUAGGGGAGUUGACCAGGCUGAUGGUACCACACUGGAGGUAGAGUGGUUCAAUCCUGACGGUGUACCUAUAACUGGAGAGACUAGUGGUGUCAUGAUAACAGGAGUCACUAACAUCACUACUAAUGCUACCCUCAUCAGUUAUCUGAGCUUCCCCACUAUCCACACAUCUCAAGCUGGGCCCUACACAUGUAGAGUCAAACAUACUAUACCAGACACCUCCAUCACUGACCAAAGCAUCCUGAGCUCAUCAGUAGUCACUGUGCAGAUCAAUGCUCCUCAUGUGAUGAUCAGUGCUAGUCGGUCUGCCACAUUGUAUGAGGGAACCACUGGUCAGAUCCUAUGCUGUAUGAUUACCCCUGACAACGCUGGAGUGGACACACCCACUAAUGUGACACGAGAUAUAACUGGACCUGUGGACGAUAACAGGGUAACGACUAAUGACACUAUCAGUAACGGUGUGAUUAUUGUGAAGGAGGCCUUUCAUGUGCUGAGUCUCAGUGACACUGGUAACUACAUAUGCACUGCUACUGUGGACUCUGUACCCAACAAUGCGUACAUUGUUCCAGCCACCAAUACAGCCACCCUGGACAUAACUGUGGAGGACCUCCCAGUCCCUGUUGUGGAGGUGACCUCCAGUAGUCCCUUGCCUGUCACUGCUGGCUCUUCCCUCAACCUCACCUGCUCAGUCUUAGUGGUGGACCUUCUCUCUGUGGAGCCACUCAUACAGUGGACCUUGUCUGACCAGUCACUAUCUGGAGGAACUGGCACAACCAACACACUCACCUUUGACCCCCUCCUCACAACCAACGCCACUCAGUACACAUGUACUGCCACUAUCAACAUACCUGAAGUGGACAUCAUUGAUCAUACUGGAAGCACCUCUAUUGAUCUUACAGUCAACAUCCCCCCUCCCAUUGUGAGUGUAUCCUCGCCCACCCCCGUCUACCAUGGCACUAACCACACCCUCUCCUGUAACGUUACCUAUGACACUAGUGUAGUGACGACUGAUGUGACUCUGGACUACUCCUGGACUGGACCCAACAACAGCCUCAUAGCCUCCAGUGAUAGUGCUACUCUCACACUCUCACUAGUGGACCUACCAGCACGGAGCAGUGGAGGCUACACUUGCACUGUAACUGUACGCCCUACAAACAUUUCUGCAUUUAUCAACAAUGGCUCAGACUCUGAUACUUACAACCUCACUGUACUAGUGGCUGACUUUGCUGUCUCGAUCAGCCCUGACUCGACUGUGCUCGCUGGCUCUAAUCACAAUCUGAGAUGUCAAGGAGUGAGAGGUGAUGAUCAGGCUGAUGGUACCACACUGGAGGUAGAGUGGUUCAAUCCUGACGGUGUACCCAUAUCUGAAGAAACUAAUGGUGUCAUGAUAACAGGAGUCACUAAAAUCACUACUAAUGCUACCCUCAUCAGUUAUCUGAGCUUCCCCACUCUCCACACAUCUCAAGCUGGGCCCUACACGUGUAUAGUUAGACACACUAUACCGGACACUGCCAUCACCGACCGGAUCAUCCUGAACUCGUCAGUAGUCACUGUGCAGAUCAAUGCUCCUCAUGUGAUGAUCAGUGCUAGUCGGUCUGCCACACUGUACGAGGGAACCACUGAUCAGAUCCUAUGCUGUAUGAUUACCCCUGACAACGCUGGAGUGGACACACCCACUAAUGUGACACGAGAUAUAACUGGACCUGUGGACGAUAACAGAGUAACGGCUAAUGACACUAUCAGUAAAGGUGUGAUUAUUGUGAAGGAGGCCAUUCAUAUGCUGAGUCUCAGUGACACUGGCAACUACAUAUGCACUGCUACUGUGGACUCUGUACCCAACAAUGCGUACAUUGUUCCAGCCACCAAUACAGCCACCCUGGACAUAACUGUGGAGGACCUCCCAGUCCCGGUUGUGGAGGUGACCUCUAGUAGUCCCCAGCCUGUCACUGCUGGCUCCUCCCUAAAUCUCACCUGCUCAGUCUCAGUGGUGGACCUUCUCUCUGUGGAGCCACUCAUACAGUGGACCUUGUCGGACCAGUCACUAUCUGGAGGAACUGGCACAACCAACACACUCAUCUUUGACCCCCUCCUCACGUCCAACGCCACUCAGUACACAUGUACUGCCACUAUCAACAUACCUGAAGUGAACAUCACUAGUACUGAAAGCAACUCUAUUGAUCUUACAGUCAACAUCCCCCCUCCCACUGUGAGUGUGUCCUCGCCCACCCCCGUCUACCAUGGCGCUAUCCACACCCUCACUUGUAACGCUAGCUAUGACACUAGUGUGGUGACGACUGCUGUGACUCUGGACUACUCUUGGACUGGACCCAACAACAGCCUCAUAGCCUCCAGUGAUAGUGCUGCUCUCACACUCUCACCAGUGGACCUACCAGCACGGAGCAGUGGAGGCUACACUUGCACUGUAACUGUACGCCCUACAAACAUAUCUGCAUUUAUCAACAAUGGCUCAGACUCUGAUACUUACAACCUCACUGUACUAGUUGUUGACUGUGGUUCCCUGGGGGCCCCCUUCAAUGGAGCAGUGGACACAUCCUCUGGGACUACCUUCAUGAAGACUGCUACCUACACCUGUAACACUGGCUAUGCUGGAAACACCACUAGGACUUGUCAAGCUGAUGCAAUCUGGAGUGGCAGUGAACCAACAUGUACUCUCGUGAUUGAUUGUGAAGCUGAAAGUGAUUCUGUAUGGGGGCUUGUCUUCCCUACCACUUUGGCUGGCUUUUCCCAUUCCCGGCAAUGCCCACAAAAUGGAAAUGGAACAACUUUAGGUACUGCGAAUCGUUUCUGUACAUUUGAAGGUGUGUGGGAAGCAGUGAAUACAGAUAACUGCACUAGGGAAGUAAUCAGCGCACUUAAUAACACGGCAAAUGAAAUAUUUUCUAGAAAUGCACCUCAAAACGAAGUUGAUAACCUUCUUGUUUCUCUUACGGAGGCUACUAGUGUAAAUGCAACAGGAGGCUCAACCAUAUUCCCCCAAGACCUCAGCACUACUAAUUUGAUUGUCAAGUCAAGUGUGAAUUACCUAGUUCAAAACAUAGAGACUGCUAGCCUCACGUCUCUUCUCGAUUUUAGUGAAGAGGUUAUGAACAUUCUCAACAAUCUUCUGGAUGAGAGGAAUACAGAAGGAUGGGAAAGAUUACAAAUGGAUUCUGCUGCUGAGAGUCAGCAAUUGUUGUUGAAUGCAGAGUUAUAUGGUCAGUAUGUGUCAUUGGCACUAAAGAGUGAAGCUGUGGAUACAGGCAACGUGAUGGAGAUCACCCUUGUGAGACAGAACAUCGUGCUAUCUGCAAUUCAAGUUGACACUACUAAUUUGGGUGGCAUUGUCUUUCCUGAAAUUGUCAAAGUCAAUGAAAAAUCAGGCUCAGCUCAAACUGUGAUACCAUCUACUCUUCUUGCAGAGAGAGGCGCUCUAGAGGGGGAUGUUACAGCAGUCAACAUUCUUUUUUUCAACUUGGAGGAUUUUUUUCCAAAACCCAACCUUGAAAUGAACACGACCAGACCAGUAGCACAGGUUAUUUCUAGUCAAGUCUUCUCCAAUGUAGAGACAGUUAACUCCCAGACACAGGCAACCUUCAGAUUCACCACCCAAAUGUUUUCUGAAGAUGAAGUUGCCAAAAAUGCAAGAUGUGUAUUUUGGAGUGUUUCUAGUGAUGCGGCAAACAGCACGUGGUCCACGGAAGGUGUGACUACAGUAAGUGUGAAAGAAGACGAGCAAAUGAGAGUAUUUAAUGUUGUCUGUAAGAGCAGCCAUUUCACAGCAUUUGCUGUUCUAAUGGAUGUCACUGGAGCACUGAAUGACACAACUGCAGAGAUCAGGUUUGCUCUAUCGGUGGUGACUUAUGUUGGUUGUUCCAUCUCCGUCUUCUUUCUUCUAUUGUCUAUUGUCUAUUUCUUGACAUUGAGAAAAGAACUGCUGGCCAAGGUUCAUAACUUCAUCCAUCUCAACCUGUCUAUUUCUUUGCUCCUUGGUUACGUGGUGUUCCUGUCAGGAGUAGAGACUGCUGUGGCCAACGAGGCAGCGUGUGCGUUUGUGGCUGCUCUCCUUCACUACCUGUUCACUACUGUGUUCUUUUGGAUGCUGUGUGAGGGAAUCAUGCUCUAUCUGAUGUUGGUGCUUGUCUUCAGCGAAAUAUCCAAGAAAUGGUGGAUAUUCUUUAUUAUUGGAUGGGUUGUUCCAGUGAUACCAGUGGCUAUAUCUGCUGGAAUUAUUCAUGACCAGUAUGGCACAGAAGAGUAUUGUUGGAUUGCUGUUGGUGCCGGUGAUGAAGGAGCCAUAUGGGCAUUUGUUGUACCAAUGCUACUAGUUGUUCUGGUGAAUAUAUUCUUCCUCUUGGCUGCUUUGCGCAGUGUCUAUAGACAGAGAAAGUCAACCAUGCAACGAAGUGGGAAAAAAGAAUCUUUACAGUUAUUCUCACAACUCUUCAAAGCCACCUUAAUUCUCCUUCCAAUACUUGGACUGACUUGGGUGUUCGGUCUACUCUCAGUCAACAGCAGCACUAUUGUGUUUGCAUGGUUGUUCUCUAUCUUUAACUCACUGCAAGGCCUGUUCGUAUUCAUCUUCCAUGUGCUCAGGAGUGAAAAGGUCAGAAAGUUCGUGAAGCAGUUCAGAAAGAGAAGCGAUAGUGUUGUAUCAACUUCUGCCUCAGGAAGAAAUAAUCUGAGCAAGAAUUCGACGAGUGGUGUUCAGCUCAAGCCAAGUCACUCCAGUUUUAGCAAAAACGAUCAUUAUGAUAGUACCAUGCAAGAAGAAGCCAUUAAAUUUGAUGAGACUGCAUCUGAGUCCGGCUCACAGAAGUUAUACGUUGCUGGAUUGCUUGAAGAUGAAAAGAAAUUCGAUGAGACUGCAUCUGAGUCUGGUUCACAGAAGUUAUACGUUGCUGGAUUGCUUGAAGAUGAAAAGUGGCACAAAGAGAUAUCCUUUAAUUGGGUGAAAGAAUUUUCAUACCCACAGGAAAGCCUUGAAGCACAGCUACUAGCAUAGAUACUAACCUAUAGUGCCGCUAUUAUUAUGCUUGCGGAAUGAAUUUUUAUUUGCUGUCAGUGCACAAAUAAUUAUUAAUUUUAGUCACCUUUUAUUUUAAAAUGCAUACAUAGUUUUGGUUCGUUUUAACCAUGGG